UUCCGAAGUUCACGACUGCAAAAUGUACAAAAAGUACAUAAUAUUUUAUAUUUUGCUGCACGCAUCCCACGUUCUAUCGGUAGAUACUGUUUCAGAUCAGCCCACAUCACAGCAAUCGUCAUCAAUCGCAGACUCGUCUAUUACACCGAAGCCACCCUCUGAUGUUCUGCCAUUAAUUGUAAUCAAAGAAAACCAUGUUUAUGUAGUGAACCCUACAAAAAUUUUAGCAGCUUUCACGACCGAAAACAGCAGUGUCCUAAAAGGCGGCACUAUAUUUGCCACGUCAACAUCACGCCCUGAUGAUCAAUCCUUCAUGUGUCCUCUUAAAAACUACGAGCAUAAAAAAGAAGAAACCAAAGAUCUUUCGAUGGAACACACAAAAUCUGACGAUGAAUACUGUUUGUUUCCGAUAUACUUCGAAACUUUAGCACCAUUACGAUGUUCGAAUCAACCUGAACCUUUCGUAGCAAAGUACUACUCGCCGAAAGGACCAGAUACUCCAACUGUCGGUUGUGGGGCAGCUGGUGAGGGUACAAUCUAUUCGUUUGUUUACAAGGCCUGCUUGACCGAAAAUCCAAUUAAAAACACAGAACAAUCAAAUUUGAUCAGUUCAACGAAAUAUCCAAUCAAAUUUCGAGCCCACUUAGAGACGUACAGGUUUUGUUACCAUGAAAGAAAACGAGAGAUUCUGUACACAAAACAUAAAAUAAUGUCACUCAAGCUAUUAAACGACGUUGAUUUGAAAAAUGAAAGAGAAGCAACAUACGAUAUGAUCACCGAAGGAUAUCCCAUUUUUGAUUCGCAAUUCGAAACAAUGAAACAACAAUAUGAUCGGUUUUUGAGAGAGAAUCCUUCACAUCGAAUUCAAAAAUUAGUACCUUCAGAUGACUUUGCAUUCGCUGUACUGAGAAAAACAACGUAUCAUUAUUUGAAUACAACAGUAAUACCAAACGAACACGCCGAAUUGUGGGAUCAUAUCAGCGAACUAAUUAGAAAAAGAGCCAUACAGGAUGAAAGACAAUACAUCAUUUACACAGCAGCAUUUACCUUGUCUCAAAAUACAAUUGAGAUCACCAGUGAUGGGCAACUUCGAAAACCAGACACCUGGAUCAAAAUUAUAUACGACAUUGACAACAAAACAAAAAAACUUGACAAUCAACGUACCGAAACAUUAGCCAUAAUAAUGAUUGAUAAUUUAAACGAUAAGUCUUUGGCAAAUUUUUAUGAGAAGAGUUGCAACGAAAAUUUAUGCGAGAAUGCUUUCAUUGAUAAAUUCCCUAAUGUUGGUAAAGUCAAGUGUUGUUCCAUGAGCAAUACAAUUGACAAGUAUUUCGAAUUGAAGCUGAAAGUAACAAAAACUAUGGACACUGAAUUUCUAUUUAAAACUACCCGCGAAGAUCAUUUUUUCAAUGAAAAUGCUCAUAUAGAAUCAAUGCUUAUUGGAUAAACAUCACAGUUUUCAAAUGUAGACCUCUAAAUUAUUCUUUAAACAAUUUUUUCAAAAAAAAAGACGCGCUUUGUCAAAAAAAAAGUAAAUUCUUUACUGGUAGGUAAGUAGUAAGUUGUUUCCAAUUGUCAAAAAAUUGCGUCCAAUGUUCAAAUGUUGGAAAUGGUUAUAAAAUUAUGGACCGAGUACUAAACGAUUUUAUAUUUCUUUUGUUUUUAUUCAAUUAAUUCCUCAUUCAUUUUUCAAAAUCAAUCUGACUUUCAAAAGGGUGUCAAACAAAUUUCCAAAAUUCAAAUGCAUGACUUUUGGCUUGGCAUGACUUUGUAUGACAUUUUCUCUUGAAAAAGAACCAAGAUUUAAAAUAUUUGACACCCCCCCCCCUUCCACAAAAAUUGGAACUUUUUGUUUUUAGAAUACGAGUACUUACUUCAAAAAAACAAUUAUGCAGUUUUCAACAAAAUUAUAUCAUUUAAUUUUUUUUUAAAUUAAUAAAAGAAUAAUUCAAAAAUUUAUUUUCAUCAUCAAGUUUACGGCUCCCUGCUCCUUUUAACAAAUUUCAAGUGAUGUUACUCGUACAACCAUUCCCAUAUUCAAUUUCGUUGAGUAAACUGAAUUUGAGUAUUUUUAAAUAUGUUUCAAUUCCCCCAAGACGCUAUCUUUUUAUGAAAUAAAUAUGUAGAUAAUUAAAAGGAUGUUCCACUUUUCAGAUAUGUAGGUAUCAUUAAUUAGAACGAUGUAAUUGGUCUCUUACGAGUCAUAAAUUAUUUCAUAAUUUAAUAAAAUAAUCUGUAUCGUGCUUGACUACUUAUUCAAUAAAAAUAUUAAAAAGUAUACUUAAGAGACUACAAACCAAACCGACAAUCAUUU
This is a messenger RNA of Planococcus citri (citrus mealybug), 2314 nucleotides long. RefSeq lists its product as uncharacterized. NCBI's taxonomy places the organism in Eukaryota, Metazoa, Arthropoda, Insecta, Hemiptera, Pseudococcidae. Bases 23 to 1447 code for a protein of 474 amino acids. The record is from RefSeq and is a predicted model, not a curated record. The transcript has 6 exons.